This is a messenger RNA of Gregarina niphandrodes, 801 nucleotides long. Its product is annotated as 1-acyl-sn-glycerol-3-phosphate acyltransferase. Bases 1 to 801 code for a protein of 266 amino acids. The transcript has a single exon. Gene Ontology annotation, cellular component: endoplasmic reticulum. NCBI's taxonomy places the organism in Eukaryota, Apicomplexa, Conoidasida, Eugregarinorida, Gregarinidae. Gene Ontology annotation, biological process: phosphatidic acid biosynthetic process. The record is from RefSeq and is a predicted model, not a curated record. Gene Ontology annotation, molecular function: 1-acylglycerol-3-phosphate O-acyltransferase activity.
AUGCUGGGAUGGCCUAUAGACUUUGGGGCGUACUUUAUUUGCCGUACUCUCCACACUUUGGGUAUAUGGCAGGUGACGAUUCUGGGUAGCAAGCCCAAGUGGCGGUUGAACCAGGAGGAGUGGAGUCAAUGGAAGCCUGCGCACACGCGUGUUGAUCCUGAGGACGGAGUUCUGGAGGUGUCGCUACCUAGCGACAAGGAGGGCGGACUGACUGCCGUGGGGGGAAGCAUGGUGGUGUCUAACCACAUGAGCAAUAUCGACGGCUUUCUGCUCAAGGCCUGUUUCCAGCCCAUGACCACGAAGGCUUUAAUCAAGUCCGGUGUCAUUAAGGCCCCCUUCGUCGGUCAGUUGCUCUGGCUCUCGGGCCAGUGCUUCGUCUGGGGCAACCGACGAGGAUCCGGCGUUAAAGACAAGGAUAAAACAUAUUCCUCUUGUGCCGAAGCCAUCUGCAACAAUGUACCCGUCAUCUGUUUCCCGGAAGGCACACGACGGAUGUUCGGUCGUAUGAAUCCAUUUAAACUCGGAAUGAUAGGAGCCGCCAUUGACUACGAAUGGCCCAUACACGUCUCUAUCAUACACGGCAGCCACCGGGCCUGGCCGCCUAGAGAGCUCCUUGUUAACCGACACCCGAUAUACGUUAAAUUCGCUGACUAUGUGAUCAUACCCAGAAGAGGCCUCGACACCGCCGACUCUAUGGCUAACGCCAUACGGCGAAGAAUGCUCCGUCUGAUGCUUGACGUUCCCGGACACGACCCCGUGGUAACCCAGCCAACACUAAUUCUCUUACCCCUCAGUCCCUAG